AUUUUUAAGUUUUAUAGCGAAUUCUAUAGAAUCUCUCGAAGAUUUGAUAACGACUGGUGCAUACAGGCGUAUAAUGUUUAGACACAGUAAUCUAUACGUAUGACACUACCACAUUACCAUUGAUAAUAACACUAUUUACUGCAAUCGAUGUUUUACAAACGGGUUUGAAGAACUUAGCCGUGGCCAUAUUUAAAAAAAAUCGUAAAGGAAAAAAACGUUUUUUAAAUACAUUUAAUGCGAUGGGUUGUUUGAGUAGCAAAGACCGUUUAACAAAGGAGGAUAUGGAGUUUUUAAAGUCCCACACACGUUAUGAUGAAUCUACGAUAAAGGAGUGGUACAAAGGAUUUAAGCAAGAUUGCCCAAAUGGGAGAUUGACUCCUGCAAAAUUUGUUGAUAUGUAUAAGAUGUUUUUUCCAUCAGGCAACGCCGAAGAAUUUUGUGACCAUGUUUUCCGAACAUUUGACAUGGAUAAAAAUGGGUACAUAGACUUCAAGGAAUUUCUUCUUGCUAUUGAUGUAACAUCGAGUGGAACACCGGAGGAAAAACUAAAAUGGGCGUUCAGGAUGUAUGACGUUGAUGGAAACGGUGUGAUUGACAUCCAAGAAAUGACAAAAAUUGUGCAGGCAAUAUAUGAUAUGUUGGGAGCAUGUUCAUCUAAUAGACCAGCAGACUCGGCAGAGGAAAGAGCGAAAAAUAUAUUUUCCAAAAUGGAUGAGAAUAACGAUGGUCAAUUAACACAAGAAGAAUUUCUUAAAGGUUGUCUUCAAGAUGAGGAACUGUCCAAAAUGUUGGCGCCAUAAAAUAUUCUUAUAUAUAUACAUAUAUAUAUAUGAAAUCAUAUAACUUUUAUCAUUUUAUUACAAUUAAGAUAUGCACAAUAAAACUAACAUUUAAAAAUAUAAAUCUUUUUAAA
This is a messenger RNA of Musca domestica (house fly), 913 nucleotides long. Its product is annotated as neuronal calcium sensor 2. The coding region runs from base 240 to 800 and encodes 186 amino acids. The record is from RefSeq and is a predicted model, not a curated record. The transcript is spliced from 5 exons. Lineage: Eukaryota; Metazoa; Arthropoda; Insecta; Diptera; Muscidae. Gene Ontology annotation, molecular function: calcium ion binding.